AUGGACGUGGUCGUGGACGUGGACGUGGACGUGGACGUGGACGUGGUCGUGGACGUGGACGUGGACGUGGACGUUGGCGUGGACGUGGACGUGGACGUGGACAUGGUCGUGGACGUGGACGUGGACGUGGUCGUGGACGUGGACGUGGACCUGGACCUGGACGUGGACGUGGACGUGGACGCGGACGUGGACGUGGACGCGGACGUGGACGUGGACGUGGACACGGACGUGGGGGACGUGGACGUGGACGUGGUCGUGGACGCGGUCGUGGACGCGGACGUGGACGUGGACGCGGACUUGGCCGCGGACAUGGACGCGGACGUGGACGCGGACGUGGACGUGGACGUGGACGUGGUCGUGGACGUGGACGUGGAAGUGGUCGUGGUCGUGGACGUGGACGUGGACGUGGACGUGGACCUGGACUUGGACGUGGACGUGGACCUGGUCCUGGACGUGGACGUGGUUGUGGACGUGGACGUGGACCUGGACUUGGACGUGGACGUGGACCUGGUCCUGGACGUGGAUGUGGACGUGGACGUCGACGUGGACGUGGACGUGGACGUGGACGCGGACGUGGACGUGGUCGUGGACGCGGACGUGGACGUGGUCGUGGACGCGGACGUGGACGCGGACGCGGACGUGGUCGACGUGGUCGUGGAUGUGGACGUGGACGUGGACGUGGACGUGGUCGUGGACGUGGACGUGGACGUGGACCUGGACGUGGACCUGGACGUGGACGUGGACGUGGACGUGGACUUGGACUUGGACGUGGACGUGGACGUGGUCGUGGACGUGGACGUGGACGUGGACGUGGUCGUGGACGUGGACGUGGACGUGGACGUGGUCGUGGACGUGGACGUGGUCGUGGACGUGGACGUGGUCGUGGACGUGGUCGACGUGGACGUGGACGUUGGCGAGGACGUGGACGUGGACGUGGACGUGGACCUGGACCUGGACGUGGACGUGGACGUGGACCUGGACGUGGACGUGGACGUGGACGUUAACCUUGACCUCGACAUGGACAUGGACCUGGACGCAGACGUGGACAUGGUCGUGGACGCGGACGCGGACGCGGACGUGGACGUGGACGUAGACGCGGACGUGGACGUGGACGCGGACGUGGGGGACGUGGACGCGGACGUGGUCGUGGACGUAGACGUGGACGCGGUCGUGGACGCGGACGUGGACCUGGAAGUGGACAUGGACGUGGACCUGGACGUGGUCGUGGACGUGGACCUGGACGUGGACGUGGACGUGGACGUGGACCUGGACGUGGACGUGGUCGUGGACGUGGACGUGGACGUGGUCGUGGACGUGGACGUGGACGUGGUCGUGGACGAGGACGCGGACGCGGACGUGGUCGUGGACGUGGUCGUGGACGGGGACGCGGACGCGGACGUGGUCGUGGACGCGGACGCGGACGUGGACGUGGACGUGGACGCGGACGUGGACGUGGUCGUGGACGUGGACGUGGUCGUGGACGUGGUCGUGGUCGUGGACGUGGUCGUGGACGUGGUCGUGGACGUGGUCGUGGUCGUGGACGUGGACGUGGACGUGGUCGUAGACGUGGACGUGGACCUAGACUUGGACGUGGACGUGGUCCUGGACGUGGACGUGGACGUCGACGUGGACGUGGACGUGGACUUGGACGUGGACGUGGACGUGGUCGUGGACGCGGACGUGGACGUGGUCGUGGACGCGGACGUGGACGUGGACGCGGGCGUGGACGUGGUCGCGGACGCGGACGUGGACGUGGUCGCGGACGUGGACGCGGUCGUGGACGCGGACGUGGACGCGGUCGUGGACGCGGACGUGGACGCGGACGUGGUCGUGGACGUGGACCAGGACGUGGUCGUGGUCGUGGACGUGGACGUGGACGUCGACGUGGACGUGGUCGUGGACGUGGACGUGGACGUGGUCGUGGACGUGGACGUGGUCGUGGACGUGGACGUGGACGUGGUCGUGGACGUGGACGUGGACGUGGUCGUGGUCGUGGACGUGGACGUGGACGUGGACGUGGACGCGGACGUGGACGUGGUCGUGGACGCGGACGUGGACGCGGACGUGGACGUGGUCGUGGACGUGGACGUGGACGUGGUCGUGGACGUGGUCGUGGACGCGGACGCGGACGUGGACGUGGACGUGGUCGUGGACGCGGACGCGGACGUGGACGUGGACGUGGACGUGGAAGCGGACGUGGACGUGGACGUAGACCUGGUCGUGGACGUGGACGCGGUCGUGGACAUGGACUUGGACGUCGUGGACGUGGACGUGGUGGCCGUGGACGUGGACGUGCACGUGGACGUGGACGUGGUCGUGGUCAUGGACGUGGACGUUGAAGUGGUCGUGGACGUGGACGUGGUCGUGGUCGUGGACGUGGACGUGGAGGUGGACGUGGUCGUGGUCGUGGACGUGGACGUGGUCGUGGACGUGGACGUGGUCGUGGACGUCGACGUGGACGUGGUCGUGGACGUCGACGUGGACGUGGUCGUGGACGUGGACGUGGUCGUGGUCGUGGUCGUGGACGUGGACGUGGUCGUGGACGUGGACGUGGACGUGGUCGUGGACGUGGACGUGGACGUGGUCGCGGACGCGGACGUGGACGUGGACGUGGACGCGGACGUGGACGUGGACGUGGACGCGGACGUGGACGUGGACGUAGACGUGGUCGUGGACGCGGUCGUGGACGUGGACUUGGACGUCGUGGACGUGGACGUGGUGGCCGUGGACGUGGACAUGCACGUGGACGUGGAUGUGGUCGUGGUCGUGCACGUGGACGUGGACGUGGUCGUGGUCGUGGACGUGGACGUUGAAGUGGUCGUGGACGUGGACGUGGUCGUGGUCGUGGACGUGGACGUGGACGUGGUCGUGGUCGUGGACGUGGACGUGGACGUGGACGUGCUCGUGGACGUGGACGUGGUCGUGGACGUGGACGUGGACGUGGACGUGGAACUGGUCGUGGACGUGGACGUGGCAUGGACGCGGACGCGGACGUGGACGCAGUCGUGGACGUGGACGGACGUGGACGUGGAUGGGGACGUGGACGCGGACGUGGACGUGGUCGUGGUCGUGGACGCGGACGUGGACGUGGUCGUGGACGUGGACGCGGACGUGGUCGCAGACGCGGACGUGGACGCGGACAGUGACGUGGACGUGGACGUGGACGUGGAUGUGGUCGUGGACGUGGACCUUGACGUGGACGAGGAUGUGGACGUGGACGUGGACGUGGUCGUGGACUUGGACGUGGACGUCGACGUCGACGUCGACGUGGACGUGGUCGUGGACGUGGACGUGGACGUGGUCGUGGACGUCGACGUGGAUGUGGACGUGGACGUGGUCGUGGACGUGGACGUGGACGUGCACUUGGACGCGGUCGUGGACGUGGACGUGGACGUGGUCGUGGACGUGGACGUGGACGUGGAUGUGCACGUGCACGUGCACGUGGACGUGGACGUGGACGUGGACGUGGACGUGGUCGUGGACGUGGUCGUGGACGUGCACGCGGUCGUGGACGUGGACGUGGUCGUGGUCGUGGACGCGGUCGUGGACGCGGACGUGGACGUGGACGUGGACGUGGUGGACGUGGACGUGGACGUGGUUGUGGACGUGGACGUGGACGUGGACGUGGUCGCUGUAGUGGAGUAG
Messenger RNA from Closterium sp. NIES-65, 3645 nucleotides. The record is from the annotation of a GenBank genome assembly. Lineage: Eukaryota; Viridiplantae; Streptophyta; Zygnematophyceae; Desmidiales; Closteriaceae.